Molecule: messenger RNA, 3846 nt
Organism: Oncorhynchus masou masou (cherry salmon)
Lineage: Eukaryota; Metazoa; Chordata; Actinopteri; Salmoniformes; Salmonidae
Product: lipoamide acyltransferase component of branched-chain alpha-keto acid dehydrogenase complex, mitochondrial-like
Exons: 11
Coding region: 58-1545 (495 amino acids)
Cellular component (GO): mitochondrion; cytoplasm
Molecular function (GO): lipoic acid binding; acetyltransferase activity
Source: RefSeq, a predicted model, not a curated record
AUCUCUGAUUGGCCAUUGAAAGGGGCGUGCGUUGGAUCCGGACGAAGAGAAACAAAGAUGGCGGCAGUUACCAGAGGCUCAUUCACAUUUAUGAGACGCUUGCUCUUGGCACAUCGGUACAAGCGUUGCUGCUCCAGGGUCCAAACUGGCCGACCAGACUACACCCGUCAUCCCCACACUGUCUUCAUCCCUCAGCUGUGCAGCUCUAGGUUUUUCCACACCAGUUAUGUCACAUCAGGACCAAUUCUGCCAUUCAAACUCUCAGAUAUUGGCGAGGGCAUCAUGGAGGUGACAGUGAAGGAAUGGUAUGUGAAGGAAGGAGACAAAGUCUCCCAGUUUGAUAGCAUCUGUGAGGUACAGAGUGACAAGGCAUCUGUCACCAUCACAAGUCGCUAUGACGGUGUCAUUAAAAAGCUCUACUAUGAGGUUGAUGCCACAGCCUUAGUGGGCACACCCCUGGUGGAUAUCGAGACAGAGCCCGGUCCGGAGGUGGUCCAUGAGGAGGAUGUUGUGGAGACCCCGGCGAUGUCAAACGAUGAGCACACACACCAGGAAAUCAAGGGACACAAGACCCAGGCCACUCCUGCAGUCCGUCGUUUAGCCAUGGAGAACAAUAUUAAGCUGAGUGAAGUGGUCGGUACCGGGAGAGACGGACGGAUCCUCAAAGAGGACAUCCUCAACUUCCUGGCCAAACAGACAGGGGCCAUCUUACCCCCGACCCCAUUCCAUGAGAUCCAGCCACCCCCUCCCGCAGCAUCCGCCCCCUCCUCGGCCUCCAUGCCCAAGAUGAAGCCCACACCAAGUGUCCAGCUCCCUGUCGUCUCCAGGCCCGUCUUCACGGGCAAGGACAGCACUGAGCCCCUGAAAGGUUUCCACAAAGCAAUGGUAAAGACCAUGACUGCAGCUUUGAAGAUCCCCCACUUUGGUUAUAAAGAUGAAGUGGAUUUGACGAGGCUGGUGCAGUUGCGCAAGGAGCUGAAGGGCCUGUCAGAGGCUCGUGGUGUCAAGCUCAGCUACAUGCCCUUCUUCAUCAAGGCUGCUUCCCUGGGCCUUCUCCAUUUCCCUAUGCUCAACGCCUCGGUGGACGAGGCUGUUCAGAACAUCACCUACAAGGCAUCCCACAAUAUUGGUCUGGCCAUGGACACGAGCCAGGGCCUGCUGGUACCCAAUGUGAAGAAUGUGCAGUUGCUGAGUGUGUUUGAGAUCGCAGUGGAGCUCAACCGCAUGCAGACCCUGGGCGCCACGGGCCAGCUGGGCACGGCCGACCUCACAGGAGGCACCUUCACCCUCUCCAACAUUGGCUCGAUUGGAGGCACUUAUGCAAAGCCAGUAAUUCUGCCUCCUGAGGUGGCGAUUGGCGCUCUUGGAAAGAUCCAGGUCCUGCCAAGGUUUAACUCGAGGGACGAGGUGGUGAAAGCUCACGUCAUGAACGUCAGCUGGUCGGCAGACCACCGGAUCAUCGACGGGGCCACCAUGGCGCGGUUUUCCAACCUGUGGAGGGACUACUUGGAGAACCCGGCCUCUAUGGUCCUGGAUCUGAAAUGAGCAUGCGGUACCCUGGCCUGCGUCCCCUGGACGCAAGCCCAGCGACACAAAACCAACCCCCAUGAUGAUGUGAAGUUGGUCUACUGUACUCUGACUCUUUGGGUAGUCACUUUGACUGGGUGUUACUGGUCACCAUACUGCUCCUGGCCCCUUAGCCUUCCAAACCUUUCUUCCUCCGAACAUGGAUGGCUGCACACGCCAUGGACACCACAAGUUCCCUUACUACUCAACGUUGUGAAACUAAUCUCUAGUUGCUGGCUGUUUUUAUCUUUGUGUGUGGCCUUAGUUUGAUUGCUCUCUUCUGGUUGCCUUACUGACAUAGGAUGGGUAUGAACAGUAGCGCUUUCUCCUGAAGAGCAGAAUGUUGGAAAACAAACCUUUUUUUUUUUUAGUAAACCUGUUGUAUUUCUGAAAUACUGUAUAACCCUGUAAAAAUGUCUUUGCACCUUUUUGUUUUCUUACAGUCCCACACAUUCCCUCAUCAAUGCUCGAAAGCUAUUUUCAAGAGAAUGUGCGGUUUAGUGACUCCCUAUGGAAAGCACCAUUGUACAACAUGCGCUUGUUAGUGUUCAUAUCAGCUACAUUGCCUUCAGAAAGUAUUCAUACCCCUUCAUUUAUUCCACAUUUUGUUGUGUUACAGCCUGAAUUCAAAAUGGAUUAAAUUGAUGCAAUACCCUACUAUGACAAAGUGAAAACAGGUUUUUAGAAUGUUUUGUAAAUGUAUUAAAAAAGAAAUACAGAUCUAAUUUACAUAAGUAUUCACACCAUUGAGUCAAUACUUUGUAGCAAUCUUUUAGAAGGAAUUUCAGCUGUUAAUCUUUCUGGGUAAGUCUCUAAGAGCUUUCCACACCAGCAUUGUGCAACAUUUGCCCAUUAUACUUGUCAAAAUUCUCAAAUUGGUUGUUGAUUAAAGCUAGACAACCAUUUUCAAGUCUGGCCAUAGAUUUUCAAGUAGUUUUAAGUCAAAACUAACUUGACCACUCAGGAACAUUUACGGUCUUCGUGGUAGGCAACUCCAGUGUAGAUAUUGGCCUUGUGUUUUAGGUUAUUAUCCUGUGUGUGGUGGAAAGCAGACUGAACCAUGUUUUCCUCUAGUAUUUUGCCUGUGCUUAGAGCCAUUUUAUUUUUAUCCUGAAAAACUUCUGUCCUUAACAAUUACAAGCAUAAUAUGAUGCAGCCUCCACUAUGCUUGAAAAUAUGGAGAGUGGUACUCAGUAAUGUGUUGCAUUGGAUUUGCCCCAAACAUAACACUUUUGUAUUCAGGACAAAAAGUUAAAUACUUUGCCACAUCUUUUGCAGUCUUACUUUAGUGCCUUGUUGCAAACAGGAGGCAUGUUUUGAAAAUUAUUUAUUCGUACAGGCUUCCCUUUCACUCUGUCAAUUAGGUUAUUACUGUGGAGUAACUACAAUGUUGAUCCAUCUUCAGUUUUCUCUGGUCACAGCCAUUAAACUCUGUAACUGUUUUAAAGUCACCGUUGGGUUCAAGAUGAAAUUCCUGAGCGGUUUCCUUCCUCUCUGGCAACUGAGUUAGGAAGGACACCUGUAUCUUUGUAGUGACUGGGUGUAUUGAUACACCAUCAAAAGUGUAAUUAAUAACUUCAUGUUCAAAGGGAUAUUCAAUGUCUGCUUUUUGUUUUUACCCAUCCACCAACAUGAUAUUUGCACACAAUGAGUCCAUGUAACUUAUUAUGUGAAAAAGGGAGUUGAAUACUUAGACUCAAGAUAUUUCAGCUUUUCAAUUUUAAUUUGUAAAACACCUUUGACAUUAUGGGUGUGUAUUGUGUGUAGGCCAGUGAUAACAAUUCUCAAUUUUAUCAAUUUUAAAUUCAGGCUGUAACACAAAGAAAUGUGGAAAAAGUCCAGGGGUAUGAAUACUUUCUGAAGGCACUGUAUCUUGUCAGCAGCUACUGGAUAAAACACUCCAAUGGUUCCCCAAUUGUUAGUUUGAUCAAUUUGUGUUACAAAGUAGCUGCUUUUCUUGCUGUUUGAUGAUGUUUAAAAAAUAAAUAAAUAGGAAAAUAUUAAGUUAUGGGUGGAAGUGAACACUUAAGCUUUGUUCGAAUACCCAUACUAACAUACCGUAUACUACCUACUCAAUUUAUGUCACAAAGAGUGCGGUUAGUAUGAGUAUUCGAACAUAACCUUAGUGUAGGGUUUUGGGAAUGCGUACUGUGGUCUCUGUAUUUUAGGGAGAUUGUACUAUUUGAAGGUGUGUGAGAAAUGCCUGUCUGACUUAAUCACCGUUUCGGAUAUUGUGUGGAUCCUGAAAACAAGUUUUAAUAAAUUUGAGGUGUAAAGAUU